Colossoma macropomum (tambaqui) is the source of this 730-nucleotide messenger RNA. RefSeq names its product coiled-coil-helix-coiled-coil-helix domain containing 10 (gene chchd10). The record is from RefSeq and is a predicted model, not a curated record. NCBI's taxonomy places the organism in Eukaryota, Metazoa, Chordata, Actinopteri, Characiformes, Serrasalmidae. The coding region runs from base 122 to 550 and encodes 142 amino acids. Gene Ontology annotation, biological process: mitochondrion organization. The transcript has 4 exons. Gene Ontology annotation, cellular component: nucleus; mitochondrion.
CCCAUGUGCGCUGCUUGCGGAGUGUAGUUCAGUGUGAGCCGCUGUUUUAGCCGCUGUCGCGCACUUUCUCCGUUUCUCAGAGCUCUUUAUACGAGUAACACACACUAACAGGCGCUUCAACAUGGCGAGAGGAAGCCGCAGCCGCCCCUCAGCACCAGCGAGUGCCCCGGCCCACUCCCACACGCCGGCCCCGGCCCCACCUCCCCCAGCAGCCCUGGCCCCAGUGCAGGCCCAGCCCAAGCAGCCGGGCCUCAUGGCCCAGAUGGCCACCACGGCAGCCGGAGUGGCUGUUGGCUCGGCCGUUGGGCAUGUGAUGGGCAGCGCUAUCACAGGAGCUUUCAGCGGAGGCAGCAGCUCAGAGGCAGCCAAACCAGCCCCCGCAUACCAGGAACCCCCCAGGGCAGCUCCGCCGCAGGCCGGCCCGUGCCUCUUUGAGGUGAGGCAGUUCCUCGACUGCGCCACCACUCAGACAGACCUCAGCUUGUGCGAAGGCUUCAACGAGGCUCUAAAACAGUGCAAGAUCUCACACGGUGUCUCAUCUCUGGUGUGACGGGGCAGAAAAAGGAGCAUUUUAAGUGAACACUCACCUUAGACGGCUACCUUAUCGGUUCAGACUGUCUAGAUCUCUCCAGCACUCGGACUGUAUCAGUUUGGUUUGUCAUUAUGAAGCGUUUCUUUUGGGUGUAUGAUUUAUGUGUGAGCUAUGUAAAAUAAAAAGAGCUGCUAUUUG